GAUACACCUGGGCAGGUACAGCGACUCUUUACAGCGGAAUAUAUUUUACAUUAAAGAUUCUUCAUCAGAAUGAGCAGAGACCCCGCGGACAGACAGACAGCUGUGAUGGGUGAAAACAUGAAGACGGAGCUGGUGAGCGCCAUCUACCUGCAGGAGGUAGAACUGCAGGAGAAACCAGCCGACAGCCAGCCCAACAACAACAACAAGAGCAACGACGAGACGUUCACGGUAGAAGACGCUGUGGAGAAAAUCGGCUUCGGCCGCUUUCACAUCCUCCUCUUCUUCAUCAUGGGGAGCGCCACCAUCUUAGAGGCGAUGGAGAUCAUGCUGUUAGCUGUCGUCUCUCCAGAGAUCAGGUGUGAGUGGCGUCUCAGCGACUGGCAGGUCGCCCUCGUUUCCACCAUGGUGUUCUUAGGGUUCAUGUUGUGUGGAGUUCUGUCUGGAUACAUCGCUGACAGAUACGGCCGCUGGAAGGUGGUGUUUGGAGGCUUUGUGUGGAGCGCCUACUUCUCUCUGCUGACGUCGUUCGCUCCUUCGUACGGCUGGUUCAUCUUCCUACGCAGCAUGGUGGGCUGUGGAGUCGCAGGAGUCUCCCAGGGGUUCGUGUUGAAGACUGAGUUCAUCCCGGCCAAGUACCGAGCCAUCCUGCUGCCUCUGGCCUCGGUGUUCUGGAUGCUGGGCUCCAUGCUGAUCAUCGUGUUGGGGAUGGUCGUGGUCCCGUCGAUGGGCUGGAGGUGGAUGAUCCGGAUCUCCGUCACCCCGAGCAUCAUCCUCCUCUUCCUCUUCAAGUUCAUCCCUGAGUCAGCGAGGUAUAACGUGUCAGCAGGAAACAUUCAGGCAGCGGUGGAAACUCUGCAGAGAAUCGCCAGAAUGAACCGAGCGUCUCUUCCUCCGGGACGCCUGGUGGAGUCGGUCGUGAGCGAGAGAGGCAGCUGGAGGAUGCUGCUCAACUCUUCCUACAGACGGACGUCUCUGCUGCUCUGGUACACAUGGUUCGUGGCGUCCUUUGCGUACUACGGCUCGGUGCUGAGCAGCUCGGAGCUGCUGGAGAAGAACUUGCUGUGCGUGACCAACGCUGACGGCGAGCAUCAGGUCAAACACCGCCAGCAGGACGGGCUGUGUUACUGCAUCCCGUUCCACUUCAACGACUACCAGACGCUGCUCGUCAGCUGCCUCGGAGAGGUCGCUCUGGUCCCAGUAAACAUCUGUCUGCUCAACAUUUUGGGACGGAAGUUGAGUCUGACCGUGCUGCAGCUGGUGUCGGCCACUUUGUUCAUGAUGCUCAACAUCUGCACCACAAUGUUUGGCUUCACCGUGCUGCUGUUCCUGCUCCGGUCUCUGGUCUCCAUGAACUUCACCGUGGUUUAUAUUUACACCGCCGAGGUGUACCCGACGGCCGUGCGCUCGUUGGGGAUGGGUUUCUGUACGUCUUUUCCAUUCGGAUUUAUCGUUAUAUCCUCCUUCCUCUCAUCCUCCGUUAAGGUUUUCCCUCCAGACUCCAGGCUACAGGGUAAAACCUCCUCCUCCUCCCUCAUGUGGUACCCUUCCUGCAGACUACAGGGUAGACCCCCAUUUCCUCCCCUCAUGUGGCUACAGGGUAGACCUCCUCCUCCCCUCAUGUGGUACCCUUCCUGCAGACUACAGGGUGGCACCUCCUCCCUCAUGUGGCUACAGGGUAGACCUCCUCCUCCCCUCAUGUGGCCCUACCCUCCUGCAGACUACAGGGUAGACCUCCUCCUCCCUCAUGUGGUACCCUUCCUGCAGGCUACAGGGCUACAGGGUGAACCUCCUCCUCCCUCAUGUGGUACCCUUCCUGCAGACUACAGGGUAGACCUCCUCCUCCCCUCAUGUGGCUACAGGGUAGACCUCCUCCUCCCUCAUGUGGUACCCUUCCUGCAGACUACAGGGGUGGACCUCCUCCUCCCUCAUGUGGUAACCGUCCUGCAGACUACAGGGAAGACCUCCUCCUCCCUCAUGUGGUACCCUUCCUGCAGACUACAGGGUAGACCUCCUCCUCCCCUCAUGUGGUACCCUUCCUGCAGGCUACAGGACUACAGGGAAGACCUCCUCCCUCAUGUGGUACCCUUCCUGCAGGCUACAGGGAAGACCUCCUCCCUCAUGUGGUACCCUUUCUGCAGACUACAGGGUAGACCUCCUCCUCCCUCAUGUGGCUACAGGGUAGAGCCUCCUCCUCCCUCAUGUGGUACCCUUCCUGCAGACUACAGGGUAGACCUCCUCCUCCCUCAUGUGGUACCCUUCCUGCAGACUACAGGGAAGACCUCCUCCCUCAUGUGGUACCCUUCCUGCAGGCUACAGGGAAGACCUCCUCCCUCAUGUGGUACCCUUCCUGCAGACUACAGGGUAGACCCCUCCUCCUCCCUCAUGUGGUACCCUUCCUGCAGACUACAGGGCUACGGGGAAGACCUCCUCCUCCCUCAUGUGGUCCCCUUCCUGCAGGCUACAGGGAAGACCUCUCUCCCUCAUGUGGUACCCUUCCUGCAGGCUCAUCCUGACAUGACCCUCCAGCAUUUGGUGGUGAUGGUGCAGUGGAUAUGA
Molecule: messenger RNA, 2556 nt
Organism: Perca fluviatilis (European perch)
Lineage: Eukaryota; Metazoa; Chordata; Actinopteri; Perciformes; Percidae
Gene: svopl
Product: SVOP-like
Exons: 22
Coding region: 70-2556 (828 amino acids)
Biological process (GO): transmembrane transport
Cellular component (GO): membrane
Molecular function (GO): transmembrane transporter activity
Source: RefSeq, a predicted model, not a curated record